AUGAGUCCACUUGAAGAAGCAGCGCGUGCGCUUAGCGGAGUGAGCCGCUACGUGACGAGCAACCUCUCGCCGCAUGGCUCCUCCUCCUCUCCCUCUUCGCUGAGCUUCUCCGCCGACGAGGAGCAGGCGCUGGAGGAGAAGGUGAGCGACGGCAUCGCCGCGUACCAGCGCGCGCUGUCGUCUGCCCAGGACUGGGUCCAGGAGCUGCAGGACCCCAAGGAGGCGCAGGAGGCCGCGCAGACGCUGGAGAAGCACAAGAAGCAGCUGCAGAGCCACGUCGCCAGCUGCAGGAAGGCGCUGGUCGCCUACCGCCAGCGCGCGAAGGUCGAGCGCCUCGAGCAGCAGCGCCAGAGCCUCCUGCCCAACCCCCCCGCGGAGGGCAAGACCACGUCGUCGUCCUCCUCCAGCGCCGCCUCGGGCUCGGCGGUGGACGUCACGGCGGCGCUCAAGCGCACGCGGCAGGUGAUGUCGCAGGAGAUCGAGCGCGUGAGCUCCGUGACCAAGGUUCUCGACGACGGGAAGCUCAGUCUGCGCAGCUCCCACAAGGAGUACGGCAGCGUCAACGCCGAGAUCGCAGAGGUGCGCAAGCGGCUGAAGGCGCUCGAGUGGCAGGCCAGGCAGGACAAGAUGUGGAUCGGCGCCGGCAUCGCCGUGCUGCUCUCGACGGUGCUAUUUAUCGUGUACGAGCGCACCGGACUCGUGUGGAUAUGAAGGAGGCGGCGCUAACGGCUAAUAACAGCAAAUGUAGCAUUCAAGAGUAACAUCCACUGUCCACUAAUAAGUGGACUCUUGAAUGCUACAUUUGC
Molecule: messenger RNA, 806 nt
Organism: Phytophthora sojae
Lineage: Eukaryota; Oomycota; Peronosporomycetes; Peronosporales; Peronosporaceae
Exons: 2
Coding region: 1-711 (236 amino acids)
Biological process (GO): retrograde vesicle-mediated transport, Golgi to endoplasmic reticulum
Cellular component (GO): endoplasmic reticulum; SNARE complex
Molecular function (GO): SNAP receptor activity
Source: RefSeq, a predicted model, not a curated record